Arvicanthis niloticus (Nile rat) is the source of this 801-nucleotide messenger RNA. RefSeq names its product chromosome 8 C9orf153 homolog (gene C8H9orf153). NCBI's taxonomy places the organism in Eukaryota, Metazoa, Chordata, Mammalia, Rodentia, Muridae. The record is from RefSeq and is a predicted model, not a curated record.
AUGUCCUCCUCCAGACGUCGCACUUGGAGUCUUGGCAGCAGGGGAUCAUUGUAUUACCACCGAUGCUCGCUGCCAGAACUAUAUGAAUCUCUUAAGAAUUUUAAUGAUGAGAGCAAGAAAUCGAAUCUCCAAAAAGUCUGUGGCACGACAUUUAAGGAAGCUCAGCAAGUCCUUGAGAAAACCCUGAGUGGCCCGCCAUUUGACAGCUAUGACACUUCGAGAGAAAAUGAACCCCUCCCUGUCAUACAGGCUGGGGUUAAAAAAGAGCAGAAGUCGCCAUCCAUGUCAGAUCUGCUUCACCAAAGUCUGUUAAUGGGUUACAUGGUCCCAUUGGGACAGGUGUACAGCUCCCAGCAGAGGCUGGCCCAGGCUGGUAUCCCCCCUCCUGCGAUUGCCUUUCCUUAUGGUUUAAAGACCGAAAUGCCCGUAGUUGCUCCGACACACCACUUCAGAACAAGGAUUCAAAGCACCACAUUCCGCAAACUUCUCCAGUCUUCCGUUGCCCCAGGCAGGCUGUUCUAUGAAGAAAAAUCAGCAACCCCCGCCUGCUUAGACCCAGGAAAGCAGUUUCUGGACCUGGCGGACCUUCAGUGGAGGUAUUUCAAGGGGCUUGCAAAGUGGGGGAAAAUGCCCAGGAUUUUUUCCUUCAUGGACAUAGCAUUCAACAGUGAGAAGAGAUAUGUGGAGAGCCAAGGCAUGUCCGGGGUUAUCUUUCCCCCUCUAGUUCGUAGAACUCUGGUGGUUUACCCUCACGUCCAGUAUGAUGAAGAAGGACAUUAUUCUGUCCGGUGGAAAGCAUAG